UCUUUUCUUUGAUUCGCUGGUUGCUUGGGCCCCUCGAUUUCACUCUUGACUACGUUUCUUUCCAAUCUCCAAAACCCUAGUCACCAUCUCUCACAAACAUUGUUCCAGUCCCACAUUCUCAAUCCAAAAUCCCAUCACUGGACCCGAUUUUUCAACGACUCCUUCCUCAAUUUUUCUACUUAUCCUGGUAACUCGAGGGGUUAGGGUUUCGAAUCGAUCGAUUGGGUUUGUCUAAUCGAAAAUCUGUGGCCCGAUUAGUGUUUCUGUUCUGCGCCGUUUUGGAUAUCGCAGUUUUGUUGUCUCUGGGUUCUGGAAAGGUAUGAAACGCGAGUUAGCUUUUGCAUUGGAGGUUCAUUCCCAAUGCGGUUUAAUCGGUCGGACUCGGUCGACGAAGGCUCAGACUCAGAAUGAAACUAUUAACUGCAAUGGGGUUGCUUGGAAUGAGAGUAAUAAGAAGCUGAAGACCUUGAAUGAUGAGUUGGAGGGGAAUGAUUCUAGUGAUCGGAUUCGCGAGACCAAGAAUCGAUGGGAUGGGGUCAUCCAGUAUUCUAGAAAUAAGAGACUGAAGCGUUUGGAAGAGUCCAAGAAUGAUGAGAGAAGAACCAUUGCGGAGGAGCCAAAAGAUGAUGAAAGCACUACCGAUGAGGAGCAGAAAACUGAUGAGAAUGACCCUGUUGUCGUGGAGAAACCUACGGGCGGCUAUUUGGUGGGGCCCAUUUGUGAAGAGGAGCCGAAGAGCCAAUCCCAGAAAGCUUCAAUCAAGGACGAAUCAAAUGAUGGUAGUCUGAAGUUGCAAACUGCAGAACUGAUCGAUGAGAGCAAGGAGAUAGAUAUUGCGGUGGAGGAGAAACUUCCAAAGCGGUUUACAAGAUCAGCAUUAAAAUCGAAGGAGGACACUGUGGAGAGUUUGGAAUCAGACUAUAAUUUUUGCAAUUCUGUUGCCAUAGGAGUUGACGAGAAGACAAAUGGUGCGGUAAGAUCAUUAACAAGUCCAAAGAAGUUAGGACUGAAAAUGUCAAAAAAGAUUGCCUUGAACAAGGUUCCCUUGACAAUAAGGGAUCUUCUCGAGACUGGCAUGCUGGAGGGAUACCCUGUAACUUACGAUGGUAGAAAGAAGGGCUAUAGGCUUCAGGGAACUAUCAAAGGCAAUGGGAUCUUGUGCUCAUGUUCUUUGUGCAAGGGAAGCAGAGUUGUUUUGCCUUCCCAAUUCGAUUUCGCACUCCUCACACCCCCUACCUUCAACUUCAAACCCACCACACUCCCUCCUAAUCCCUCACUUCCCUAUCUCUCCAUAACAUGUUCCUCAGACAACAACCCUAAACCAACCAGAAGCAGCUCCUGGGUGAGCCCUGACUGGCUGACCUCUCUGAGCCGGUCUCUCACCAGCCAAGACGACUCCGGUAUACCCAUGGCCACUGCUAAACUGGAUGACGUGUCUGAGCUCCUGGGUGGUGCCCUCUUCCUUCCUUUGUUCAGAUGGAUGAAUAUGUACGGACCCAUUUACCGGCUCGCCGCCGGGCCCCGCAAUUUUGUGGUUGUCAGUGACCCGGCUAUUGCUAAGCAUGUUCUGAGGAAUUAUGGCAAAUACGCCAAGGGUCUCGUGGCCGAGGUUUCGGAAUUGUUCGGAUCGGGUUUUGCCAUUGCGGAAGGCGAGCUUUGGACGGUGAGGCGCAGGGCUGUGGUUCCUUCUCUUCACAAGCGAUACUUAUCCAUAAUUGUUGAUCGGGUGUUUUGCAAAUGUGCUGAGAGAUUGGUAGAGAAUCUUAGAACUGAUGCACUCAAUGGCAGUGCUGUAAACAUGGAGGAGAAGUUUUCUCAAUUGACUCUGGAUGUCAUCGGUCUAUCUGUGUUCAACUACAAUUUUGAUUCACUUACUGCUGAUAGUCCUGUUAUUGAUGCAGUUUACACUGCAUUGAAAGAGGCUGAGGCUCGAUCAACUGACCUUUUACCAUACUGGAAGGUCAAAGCUUUGUGUAAGAUAAUCCCUAGACAAAUAAAAGCUGAAGAAUCAGUAACAGUAAUAAGGAAAACUGUAGAAGAACUUAUUGCUAAGUGCAAAGUUGUGGAAAGAGAGGGUGAGAGGAUUGAUGAGGAUGAAUAUGUUAAUGACUCAGAUCCAAGCAUCCUUCGUUUCUUGCUUGCUAGCAGAGAAGAGGUUUCAAGUGUGCAGUUACGAGAUGACCUUUUAUCAAUGUUGGUUGCUGGGCAUGAGACCACUGGUUCAGUGUUGACUUGGACAUUAUAUCUUUUAAGUAAGAACUCUUCUUCUCUGAUGAAAGCACAAGAAGAGGUCGACAGGGUUUUACAGGGAAGGUCUCCCUCUUAUGAAGAUAUAAAGGAUCUCAAGUUCUUAACACGUUGCAUAAAUGAGUCCAUGCGUCUAUACCCUCAUCCUCCUGUUUUGAUAAGAAGAGCUAAAGUCGCUGAUGUGCUUCCUGGAAAUUACAAGGUCAAUGCUGGUCAAGAUAUAAUGAUUUCAGUAUAUAAUAUCCAUCACUCCUCUCAGGUCUGGGAAAGAGCAGAAGAUUUUCUGCCAGAAAGAUUCGACUUAGAAGGUCCUGUGCCUAAUGAAACAAAUACAGAUUUCAGAUUCAUUCCAUUUAGUGGGGGCCCACGUAAGUGUGUUGGUGAUCAGUUUGCUUUGCUGGAAGCGAUUGUUGCACUUGCAAUCUUUGUGCAGCACAUGAAUUUUGAGCUGGUUCCUGAUCAGAAUAUUAGCAUGACUACCGCAACCAUUCAUACAACAAAUGGCUUGUACAUGAAAUUGACUCAAAGGCAAAUUCCAUCUGCAUUUGUUCCAACAUCUUCUAGGUGCCACAACUAGGUGCCAUUUACCACUCAGAAGUCCCACAAAUGAAAGAUGGAAAAUUAGGGGCAAACGACAAAACAUAACCCUACUAUAAUUUUAGUAUCCAAAAAAAU
Molecule: messenger RNA, 2922 nt
Organism: Vitis riparia (riverbank grape)
Lineage: Eukaryota; Viridiplantae; Streptophyta; Magnoliopsida; Vitales; Vitaceae
Product: carotene epsilon-monooxygenase, chloroplastic-like
Biological process (GO): carotenoid biosynthetic process
Cellular component (GO): chloroplast
Molecular function (GO): iron ion binding; heme binding
Source: RefSeq, a predicted model, not a curated record